This is a messenger RNA of Blepharisma stoltei, 1203 nucleotides long. NCBI's taxonomy places the organism in Eukaryota, Ciliophora, Heterotrichea, Heterotrichida, Blepharismidae. The record is from the annotation of a GenBank genome assembly.
AUGAAUUUAAGUGAGAGCCUUGAUAAACCUCGGGAUACUAAAAGAUCCUGUAAGAGGUCGAUAAAAAUACAGUUAUCACUUAAAGAAAGCAAAGAAUUUUCGUAUUAUGAUUUAUAUGAAGAAAUAGCAGAGUCUAAAGGUUUCCUUGAAGAAACAGAAUCAAUGGGUUUCACCAAUGAAAAUAGCUAUAUUUAUCCAGUUUUUAUGCAAAGCAUAAUAGAAAGGUUAGAAAAAUAUGGCCAAUUGGCUUUACAAGAUGAUAUUGGCUUGCACUCAGCGGCCAGAAAAAAAAUGAAAAUCGCAGAAAAUGAUGACUCUUGUGUAGAUCCUUCACUGGAGUAUUAUGAUUUAGACGAUAAGUUUAUAGAUGACACAGAAAUUCUUAAUGAUUAUCAGGAAAGCGACUAUUUAUAUGAAGAAGCAAAAAAAGAAAAAUUUUAUGUGGAGCAUGACACUACAAAAAUCAAGGCAGAAAUCGUAAAAGUAAGCAAAAAAAGCAAGGAAAAAAAGGAAAUCAGCUAUGAAAGAGAUGAAACUAAAGAUUUCGAGAACCUUCCUGACGACUUAAAAGAAGCAGUUAUAAAGCUAAAAAGCGUUUUUUAUGAAACCAGAAGAACUGGGGCUAAAGCUGUAUUCCCGAAAGGGACGCUCUUUAUUAUGACACAAAUAGAAAAACUUGCAGAAAUUCAUAAUAUCAGAAUUCGGACUAUCAACAAAAUUUUAUCAAAAAUUUGUAAAGUAAAAUACGUCAGCAUAAAGCAUGCUAUGGAAAAAAUCAAAUUUAAAACAGAAAAAAAUAAAGCCAAAAAAGCUUAUAAAACACAAAGAUCAGCAUUUAGCAGCCUUAUGAGGUCUGAAUGCAGAAAAUUUGAUUUUAAUUGAAAUGAAGAACUCAGGAAAAAAUUACGAGAGGUGUUAAGGCUGCUUUCAAAUUACGUGAAAAUUUCUAAUGAAUUUGUGAAUAAUUAUUCAAAAAAUCCAAAACUUUUAAACUAUGAGGACCAGGAGAAGAUUUUUAUUGAAAAAUUGAAAACUCAAUGCAGCCCGAAGCUUGCUGGGAUAAAUUUAAAAGAGAGAAUAAGGGUCCAUGCCGAAGUUAAAAAAAAUGAGCCGAAAUUGCCAAUUUUAUCAAGAUUUUUUGAUAAAAUGCCUGAUUUUAAUAUUUCGGAUUUUUAUUAUGAACCUAUUAAUCAAUUAACUUAA